Molecule: messenger RNA, 8396 nt
Organism: Paramormyrops kingsleyae
Lineage: Eukaryota; Metazoa; Chordata; Actinopteri; Osteoglossiformes; Mormyridae
Gene: tep1
Product: telomerase-associated protein 1
Biological process (GO): telomere maintenance via recombination
Cellular component (GO): telomerase holoenzyme complex
Molecular function (GO): protein binding; telomerase RNA binding; telomerase activity
Source: RefSeq, a predicted model, not a curated record
UGAAUUACAAACUAAACAAACGAAGGUUGGCGGCAGGAAAAAAACAUGAAACUGAACUCAGAUCCCAUACGCUUCCCUGUUAGUAUAUAGGAAGAGCAAAGAAUCGCUCAGAGAAGCCGAGUUUACUUUUCAGCGUUCGUUAUGGCAGAACGUCCCGGCAGAUAGACUUCUGUAGCAUUGUCUGUGGCCGACCAGCACAAUGAUGCCUUUGGCUCUGCUCAAACCCAGCGCAGACUUGGACAAACCAUCCAGCUCCUUAGGGCUCCUGUCCAGCGGUGCAGGACUGAAUCUUGAGAACCGGGUGCUGGCUCAGGCCCCGGAGGUGCUCUCGGGCCCCUGCCUGGCGCUCUCGGGCCCCCGCCUGGCGCUUGCCCUGCAGCACGGCUGUGCGUCCCCAUCAUGGGCGAUCGAGGCUGGCUCGCCCGCCCUGCAGCCCACGUGGCUGUCCUCCACCGCCGCCUCCUCGCCGCUGCUCUCUCCCCAGCCCCUCCUCAGCAGCCCUCAGCACCUCGUUUCACAUGCACUGGCGCCACGGCUGCUCUCCUCCUCUGUCCUCCGAGCUUCUGACAAAACCUGUGUCCUGCUGCGGCCCACCUCCUCCUCAUCUGUGCAUUUGGCCCCUGCUGAGUCAGUGGUAGAAGAAGAAGAAGAAGAAGUAGGAGGUGGAGGAAGAGGAGAAGAGAUGCCAGUUAUAAAUGAAGACUUGAAGUGUGCGACUGAAGUUUACAGUGGGGACCCCACUGAGGCGUCCACAGCAAAGCCUGUUCCAGAGGAAGAGGAGGACCUUCCUGGGCUGCAUGAGGAGGAUUUUGGGGAGGUUGAGGAGGUCAAUGACCAAUUGGAGGAAGAGCUGAAGGAUAAAAAGUACCUGUUGCUGAAUGCCGUCUGCCUCUCCCUGGUGAUGAAAAACACACCCCCGGGGGAGCAAGACUGGGACAAGAAGGAGACUUUGUGGACAAAUAUGAAGGGCCUGGUAGAGGAGGUGUCUCAGCAAGACUCCCAGUUCUUACUCAAAGUGGCGGUGUACACUCGGCAGGAAUUGAAUAUUCGCCUUACAGCCAACUUCCUGCUGGCGUUGGCAGCACACCUGCCCGCCACAAAGCCGCACCUGCGCCGGUAUUUCUGUGCAGCAGUGCAGCUGCCCUCUGAUUGGCUGGAGGUGAUAAGGCUUUACAGUAAGUGUUUCAGCCAGGCCCUGCCCACGUGUCUGAAGAAGGCCCUGACGGAUAAAUUUAAGCAGUUUACAGAAUAUCAGCUGGCCAAGUACAACACACGCGGGCAACGGAACAAGCACUACCGGGGCAAAGUGGCAGUGACCAAGAAACCUUCUUUGAAGAAGUGGGCAAGCUGGGCCAAAGAUCUGAAGUCUGAUCCAGUGACGCUGAAGAAAUUUAUCGAAGCAAUGGAGCACAAAGCAGUGGAUAAAGGCGCCAGCGUCUUCAGCUUGAAGAAGAUGAUCCAGAGGCUGCAUAUCAGUGAGCCGGCUGAGCACGUCAUGGCCGUCCUGGGGAAGAGGUACCCGAAGGAUGCCAAGGAGUUCAUUCACAGCGGCCUGAAGGGCACCUGGGAUCCGGAUCGGGCCGGACAGCGCAUGAAACUGGUGCAGCCCGACACCUGGGAGAGGAUGCUGAGUCAGGAGGGGAACCAGGCGAAAACCUGGGCCAGACUCAUAGACAGUAGGGCCCUUCCCUUCAUGGCCAUGCUGAGGAACAUCAGAAACCUGAUCACCAGCGGCAUCAGUAAGAAACACCACCAGAAGAUUUUGGCGCGGCUGAUCAAUAAGGAGUCCGUGGUUAAAAGCAGACAGUUCCCCUUCCGCUUCCUCGCCGCCUACAAGGUGGUCAUGGACCUCUGUGACUCAGUGAAGCCGCGCAGAAAGGCCGUGGUGCUGGGCAGCGUCCUGAACAAGAUGCCGAGGACCAAGGAGUUCAAGGAGCUGGACUGGCAGACGGCCAAGCGCAGUGAGAGGAGACGGGCGCUGGCCGUGCCCUUCGUCUACCGCAUGUACCGCAUGAAGAGGAAGCGGCUUGACUUGGCCAGGCGAUACAGCUGGAACCUGCUGCAGCAGUACCUGCAGGCCCUGGAGACGGCGAUCCAGAUCUCGUGCCGGCAUAACGUGCCCCUGCUCCCGGGCCGGACCCUGAUCUUCUGCUCCGCCUACGCCAGUGAGAGCAGCAAGUGGCGUGGCGGGCAAGACUUCUGCCUUCCGGUUUCGCAGAAGGACCCAGAAGCAGAACAGGAAACUCCAUCCAGUGUCACUGCCCAGCAGAUGACAGUGUUGCUAGCAUUAAUGAUAGCCCACCGCAGUGAGGAUGCUCAACUGUAUCUCGGGAGCUACAGCGGUCUUAAGGAGGUCAAACUCAAGUCUGACGUGCUUUUGGAGAACGUGCCGCAUGUGAUGGAGCAAAUGGAGCUGGACCAGGAUGAUUUAGUUUCGACUCCAAAUUUCUUUGCUGAGAUGAAGGCACAGAAGACGAAGGUAGACACGAUAAUAUGCUUUGAUGACGUUCCUGAAGUGUGCCAAAGUAUUUCGAAAUACGUUAGUCAAACGGACAAUGACACCCUAGUUGUCAGCAUGUAUCUUAGAAAAAAGCCCACCGUCUGGACUGCGAGCAAAGAGCGAAACUGGAUAAGCCUCCAUGGAUUCAGCGAACAGAUCCUCAAGUUUGUGGCAGAAAGAGGCUCAUCUCGGCUUCUGGACCACGUGGAUCAUAUGGACAAGGUCCACAAUGUCCCCCCGCCUGCGGACGGGAGAGAUCGGGUUCGACGAGGCCCCACGCUCACCCCCAUUCCCGCCACCCCAAAACUACGGUGGCAAGGGGUGCGGGUGUUCGUGUCCUCCACUUUCCGGGACAUGCACAGCGAGCGCGACGUGCUGGUCCGCAGCGUCUUCCCAGAGCUCCGGCGCAGGGCUGCCCCCUACGGCCUCUGGGUGCACGAGGUGGACCUGCGCUGGGGCGUGACGGAAGAGGAGGCCAGCCGCGCCGCCCAGCUCUGCCUGGCCGAGGUCUGCCGCAGCCAGCUGCUGCUGGGCGUUCUGGGAGAGCGGUAUGGUGUGGUGCCCCCACGGCCGGCUCUGCCAGACCUGCCGCAGUACCGUUGGCUGGAAUCCACCUCGCCUGGGCUGUCCAUCACCGAAAUGGAGAUCCGUCAGUUCGAGGCCGUCCACUCGGACUCUGCUCAGACUCGCAUGCUGUUCUACUUCCGGUCCCCACACAUUUCCAAGUCCGUCCCUGUGGCAUGGCGGGCCGAAUUUGCUGCAGAGUCCAGUGAGGCUGAAUCCAAAAUGUCAGACCUUAAAAGCAGAAUACUCUCUAAAGGAAUAAAAGUGACCACAGAUUACCCUUGUGAAUGGGCUGGUGUUCAGGAUGGAAAACCCCAUCUGAAGGGUCUGGAGGAGUUUGAGAGGGCGGUGGUUGAAGACCUGUGGCAAGCUUUGCUGAGGCUCUACGUUGAGGAUGUGGACGAAAUAGCCCCCAUGUCGGAGGUCUCAGAGCAGGAGUCCUAUCAGGAGGCCCAGCAGAGGCAGUGUCAUGGGCGGGGCAAGCUGGUCGCCGCGGCAAUAUCAAACGUUCAGGAAGCUCAGGGCAGAGGUGGCUGGGGGCUGGUGCUAGUGGAAGGAGGUCCAGGAGAUGGAAAGACUGUGUUUAUGGCUGCAUUGGCUGAUGCCCUGAGGACUAGCCAAUCCAAAGAAGGCUCUGAAUGUGAUGUAAUUUCCUAUUUCACUGCUGCCAGCCCGACCGCUUACAAAGUAGAGCAGUUACUGCGCUGCCUCAUCUGUUGCCUGAGGAAGAGGUUGGGAAAGCAUGACGAUGAGGUUUCGCUCCGUACUAAUUAUAAAGGCCUGUUGACGGAAUUCCACUCUCUGCUUGGUACGUUUGACCAUGCCAAGAGUAGCCAAACACUUGCCUUGCUGAUCGAUGGGGCGGACUUAGUUCAAGAUGCCAGAGGGCAGCUAGUAUCUGAUUGGAUACCGCUGUGCCUCCCUCAGGGCGUGUCUGUCGUAUUGAGCGUCACAUCAAACUCGGUCCUCCGGGAAACCCUGGCCAAGAAGAAGGGGACCAUCCUGUUUCCCAUGGGACACCUGUCUCUGCUUGAUAAAAAGGAGAUUGUUCAGAAAGAGCUGGCUGUGUAUGGGAAGAAGCUUAGCGGGGCGGCUUUUAAUAACCAGCUGCAGACCCUGUUGAUGAAGAAAGGGUCCAUCAGUCCGUUAUACCUGCAUCUCGCCUGUGAGGAGCUGAGGAGCUUCGCUGUCUUUGAAAAGAUGAAGGAGAGCCUGCAGUCUCUUCCUCAGUCGCUGAGCGCGCUUGCUCGACAUUGUCUUUCCCGGAUGGAGUCCCAGUACAGAGGAGUGGGACUGGCCUGGACCAUGGGGGCUCUGGCCGUCAGCAGCACAGGCCUGAGGGAGGGAGACCUGCAUGCCCUACUGAGCAUGUGCAGUGAGCUGUCGACAGGAAGUGAGCCGGUCACAUGGGGCAGAAUGCUUCACCUGGCCAGGAAGCCACAGCAGCCCCUGCCCAUGGCCGUCUUCUCUCAGCUAUUCCGGACUUUACAGAGUCUGAUUGGCCAGUCCCUCUGCCAAGGGCCAGACGACCGGCUCACAUUGUCCAAUCCGGAGAUCAGAUUGGCCUUCGAGGACCUCUUUCUGUCAAAAGAGGUUGACAGGUCCAGAGCUCACAGCUUACUGGCAGCACACCUCUGGGCGCUCUCUGACCCGCACGGGACGGACACCUUCCUGUACGGUGAUGUGGAUGCUCUUGACCACCUGCUUCCCCAUUUGGUGAGCGGUGGCCACCGGGAGGCGCUGCGGUCCCUGCUCUCCAACUUCGACUUCCUGUAUGCCAACGUGCGGCACGGUCACCUACACCAGCUGCUGGAGACGUACAGAGAGUUCGCAUUAACGCAGGGAGGUGAGGGCAGUGACUCAGAAAUGACAGCAGAGUCGCGUGAAUACAGUGAAUUCUCAGCCGUUGUCCCUGGCAACCUGGAAGCGUGCCACGACUUCCUGCUGCGCAACGCGGCCCUCCUGUCCCGGUGGCCGGCCCUCUUCCUGCAGGGGGCGCUAAAUGAGCCGACAGGCGGAGCUCCCAACGUUUGGGCCGAAGGCGUCUUGAGAAGGGGGCGUCGGCAAGCGGGCGGAGGGAUGCGUGUGAUGAGGUGGCGGAACAAACCGGAACAUCUGCAGAGAGAGACCAGUCAGCUGCUGUCCACUUUCCUGUCCAAGCCCACCUGUGUGGCCGUGAGUCCCUCCGCCACGGUCGUGGCUGUGGGCGCUGCACAGGGCUCUCUCUACGUCCUUGACUCGGAGACAGCACAGGAAUUGAGGUGGCUUUUCAGCAGUGGUGAUGGCAUUUCCAGCUGCAUCUUCCUGGAUGAGAGGCUCCUGGGUUCCACCACUUUCGAUGGACAGAUAGAAAUAUGGGACAUUACCAGCGGCUGUAGGGUUGUCCAUGUUGAUGCACACUCCCACUGGAUUACAGGAAGUGAUGUCAGUGCAGACAAGAAACACUUUGCCACAGUCUCUUUGGAUUUAAACCUUAAGGUGUGGACAUGUCAAACAGGAAAACUCGCUGCCACGCUCACAAACCCCUCUCCGCUGAACUGUGUAACCUUCCACUCCGAGGGACAGAUUCUGGCAGUCGGGGGCUGGGAUGGGGGGGUGCGUCUGUGGAACUGGCUCACUGGGGAGAUCACUGCUACACUGUCCGGCCACCAACAGUCUGUGCGAACUCUGUGCUUCUCUCCCAGCACGGCCCACCUCUCCUCCGGAUCCCUGUCUGGGGAAGUGCGGAUGUGGUCCCUCCCAUCCAACGCUUGUGUGGGCUGCUACCAGGCUCACCGGGGAUCGACGGAGGUGCUCAGCUUUGUGCAGGAGGGGCGGAUGCUGCUCAGUGGGGGAGCUGACAGCAUGGUCCAGCUUUGGUCAGGGGUUCUUGGAAGGUUCCUGUGUCAGCUCGGAGAAGAAAAGACGAGUUCCGAUCACUCCACACUGUCCGAAUCCCAAGCCCUUUGUUUGUCCGCUGCUGGGGGUCAUGUGGCUGUAGGUUACCAUGGCAAUGGCCUAAAGUUGUUUUUGGAGGAGUCGGGUGAGAUGCUUUGGACCAGUGAGAAAUUCAGCGAGUCUGUGCAGUGCCUUGCGUGGAUCGGGACCCAAAAGGAGGCGGAGCUUUUGGUUACAGGGGGUGGAGACAAACUGAUGAGGAUGUGGAAGCGGAUGGAGGCCAGUCUGGAGCUGCAAGGCUGUUUUGGGACACAGCAGGGAGCCGUCGUUGCCAUGGCGCAGUCCCCGUCCCUCCUGGCUUCUGCCUCAGAGGACUUCACCAUUGCUCUGUGGUCAUUGGGCGAUUUGGCUGAGAAUCCCUCCAGUCCCAGUGUUGUAUCUCUCCUGCGAGGGCACCAAGGGGGGGUCACAUGUCUCAGCUUCAGCCCCAGUGGGGAUAAGCUUCUGUCAGGAGGCAAAGACCAGGCUCUCCUGGUUUGGGACGUUGAUUCCCCCCAUCCCACUCUCUCCCAGUCCUUACUGCACUGUCAUGGGGACUGGAUCACUGGCUGUGCCUGGACCGCGGACCAUGUGGCGAGCUGCUCUGUGGACUGCAGGGUGCGUCUGUGGGACCUAACGAGGGGUCAGUCAGUGCGGGAAUUUCUGGGGAGCGUGUCCCUGACUUCGGUCUGCAGUGUGGGACAGUUCAUAAUGGCGGCAUCCAGUGGCGGCGAGCUACUGCUGUGGAACUGGAAGUCGGGGGUGGAGGUUACCCGGAUCCCCGCGCACCAUUCGAAAAUCCAUCAGUGCGGCGUGCUGCAUUCCACUGAUACUGGUGUGGAUCACGAGGUCAAGGAGGAGGAUUUGCUUGUUGCCACGGCAUCAGAAGACGGGACAGUGAAACUAUGGCAGCCUUUUCAGGUGCAACAUCACGGCACUCUUACGGGUCACAGCCGAGGUGUUCAGGGUGCAGCCAGAAUGCUGGAUGGGGUCCAAGCAGUGCUAACCAUUUCUGAAGAUUGUUCUCUAAGGUCCUGGGCCCUGGACAUAGCAGCGGAGAACUCCGCCGACAAGAACGGGGCUGUUGUGGGUCUGUGUCUGUCCCCCUGCGGUCGCCUGGUGUUGCUGGGUUUCGACACCGGCAGAGUGGCGCUGUGGCACGAGAACACUCUGCUGUGCCGCAGACGGGUAACGGACCACAUGCUGCUGGCGAUGACGUUCAUGACGGAGGAGAAGUUUGCCGUGAGCUCUCUGGACGGCUCGGUCUCUGUGUGGAGAGUGGACUGGAAUCCCCAGCUCAGCUCGGCAAGGAUGUGUCAGGCGUCCACUGUCCAGUUAAGCAGCCCUGCACUGAGUUUAUUCGGCAGCGAUGUGCUGGUGUGCAUCUGUCUGGAUGACGGUGUCCAUGGUGUCCAUGGCGAUGAGACGCUGGAGCAGUUCUAUUUUGGUAGCUGGAUACACGGCAACCAUGUUCUCUGUACAAAAGCCAACAAUGUGAUGAGCGCCUGGAUUCUGACGGAGAGUUCUAAUUCCCCCGGGCUGAGCUUUUUGUUUUUCGUGGCCUCCGCUGAUGGCUACUCUGGCUCUAUUUCCAAUACUGACAUCGAGGAUGAGGAGACCAGUGACGCCAACACCGACGGCGCUUACAUGUCAGCGGGCGCGUGGGAUGGAGAGUUUGUUGUGUAUGGAGACUCCAAGGGGAAUAUCUGGUUCAACACGCCACCAAGACUAAUGUGCUGGACCAAGAAGAGACGGGUACACGGGGGCCGAGUGAACAUUUUAAAAAUUACGGACACCACGAUCAUCUCUGCAUCUUCCGACUGCACCGUCAAACUGUGGGAGCGACAGACCAAGAAACAGGUUGGUCUCUUUGAUUGUAAGAGUCCCAUUGUCAGCCUUGAGGUAAAUCCCUGCCACCCCACCGAGCUUGUCUGCGGGGAUGAGCACGGCCGGCUGUACUGGCUCUCGUGGGGAGAGUGACCGUCACAUGCACACGCCCACGUGCAUGCACACACGCCAAGAGAACUCAAGAGCUGGGAUUAAUUGCAAUGUUAUUCUUGAGUAUGUUAUGUAUUUCUCAAUUAAGUUAAUAUACAGUGAAAGCUGUCUAUUAUAAACUAACACUCGAUCUAUUUAAAUUUUCUCCAUUUUUUGCAAAUUUAAUAAGUCAUAGAGCACAUAAUAGCAAUAAUGUUUAUCUAAUUUCUAAGGCAUGCACUGACAGUAAGAAUAAACGUAUUUCAUUGACUGGUGUAAUAAUUUAAUUUGUGAAGGCCAGGAAUGACAUGAGAUUUUUUUUAAAAGCUGGAGAGCUUUAAAGCAUGUGAUUUUGCUAGAACUAGAAAGAUUAUCUUGCCUUUGAUGUGCUGCUAUUACGUCACUAUUAGAAAUAAAUAUCACUGGUUACAGGAAAUUC